This is a messenger RNA of Nasonia vitripennis (jewel wasp), 4241 nucleotides long. RefSeq lists its product as uncharacterized. The record is from RefSeq and is a predicted model, not a curated record. NCBI's taxonomy places the organism in Eukaryota, Metazoa, Arthropoda, Insecta, Hymenoptera, Pteromalidae. Bases 2166 to 3917 code for a protein of 583 amino acids. The transcript is spliced from 13 exons.
AUCUUCGUAUAUAAGUGCGACUAUUGCUUCUCAGCAUCAGUUUUUGUUACGCAGCGGAGUCUUACACUUCUCAAAGUAAAGAUGAAAACAACGUAUUUGAUUCUUUUUAUGCUUGUAGUAUCGUCGGUUUAUGCCCGAAAUAAAUGUUCAAGAGUCAGUGACUGUUUGCAAUAUUGUCGUGGGCCUGGCGAAGUAGGCAAUCGAGUAAAGGACGCAUCUUGCAUUAAUAACUACUGCGUAUGCGGUAAACCCGUUGAGAUUUGUUUUAGUGGCGCCGACUGCUUUUCUUAUUGUGGCGUCAAUCCGGAUCCCGAUGUACCUCGCGAUAAAGAUGUCAUGUGCUCUGAAAACGGAAUUUGUGAAUGUAGACCGAUACAUUAGGUACCAUGUAUUGAUAAAUAUAUAUCGUCAUGUGUGAAAGUGUCAAUUUUUGAAUGAGAUAACCUCAUCCGAAUCACGAUGACAAUAAUAACACAAGAUUAUUCGUUACAAACACUUCAAUGAUUUAUUUACCAUCAGCAUAUUCAUUCAACCAUCUAUCUAACAUAUACUCAUCGUUUAAUCGCAACACCUCUAGCUCGCUUUUGACCGCGUUUAUGAAUAAAUCACGAUUGCAGACACACUUUCAGCAGCGUUUUGCUUAUGCAGCGGCUGUAAUUCUCGCAGCGAAGAAAGCAAGGUAGGAUAUGAAUACUGGCUAAUGAAAUUUCUGCAUAAUUCAUUUCUGAUCUGGCCCGCAAAGCGUGUUGUCCCUCUGAAAACAGAGCGCGCGAUAGCGUGUUGGGCGCAUUGCACCGAAACGCGCAAGCAAAACUUUGGCAAAAUUCAAUUAACCCGGCUAAAUCGACACUUCCAUUUAAGUUGAGCUAUGCCGCCUCGAAUUUGCAUGUAUUUUGAUAUUUAAAUGGAAGGUCGUUCGGAUUAUGCUUUCGGUCUAUCUCCGCCUCGCUCUCGUCGCUCUCGUCGAUCUCGACACUGCAACCCGUGGAUCUUGGGUCUACACGAGCUCAAAAGACGUGUACGUUUCACGUGUAUGCGUGUAUGCCGACGAGGUGACGGAGAUUCAAAAUGAUAUCGUUAUAUUUGGAGAGGAGGCGAAGGUAGAGAGGCAGCUGUAGCGUAAAAUAUUAAUGGCUUAUAGAGUGUAUAGCGAUAUAUGGCAUAUGUCGAAAUGCGUCAUGGAGAUUUUGUUGCACUUUGUAGUAGAUAUAAAUUGGAAGCGUGUGCAUACGAUAUUACUUAUUUUGCCAGGAAAAUGAAAUAAUAAAAAUUGAAAAUUUUUUAUUUCGAAGCUCCUUUGAUCAUCGUACUGUAUUAUGUAUAUAGCAGCUACAUGCGUUGACUCGUGGAAGUUAAAAGUACAUCGACACCGCGGAUACGUAGGAAGUGUAAGUUGCUCGGCGUAGAAGAGUAAACGUGUUGGACAAUGAACCAAGAUAGAAGCGACCAGAUUGGGCUUUCUUUUUCUUCUAUUGGAUAUAGGUAGCAGUAUGCUCGAUUUGGACUGCUGGAGCAAAAACUAAGUUGAGCAGACUCUCUAAGGUACGGCCUACAUACAAAUAUACAGAAAUCUGUAUUGCAUUUAACGUUCAUCGGCAAACAAUAUAUUGGAAAUAAGCUUUUUUCUAGUGCGAUAGUCUGAUGUAACGUAUAAAAACGAUUAAAGGGUAUAAAUCAUAUCAUCAACUAUGAUUAAUUAACAGCUAGCAUUCAAAAUUCGUUGCAAAGUACACCUUGAAAUUCCGUCCAAUCUGGAAUAAGAAAUUACAUAAUAUAUUCAGUGGGGCAUUUGCACAGUAAACCCCUCGUUAUUCAGUAAGUGCGCGCAAGUACGUAAGUAGCUUAUAGCAGUAUAGUCUAUGCAGGGACAGGGGCAACAUUCUUCGGAGAAAGGUCUUUGCCGCGGAUCUGCAAUUAAGCGCGUCCAUCAGCGGACCUGUACACCUACUGCCAGUUUUAGAGGUGGAAGCCAAUCGAUAGCGAUCGACUGGCUUGUGUCUAUAAAAGUGCGCUAGGCUCGUCGAUCUAGUCACAUAGCGGUUUAGACGAUCCGUGGCCUCGGGUCGCGAGGCCGUUUUUAUUGAAAAGUUAUUCUCAUUUGUGUGGUGUGUGUGUGUGUGUGUGUGUGUGUAUAAUAAUAACGAAGUGAAAGGAAAACGCGGCGAAUGAAGAUCUCGGUGAUUUUCAUCGCAGUGGUCGUGGCGGCGGAGGCCUCACGACCUCCACGAGCCUUUGACUCUCAGUAUCGGGAGUUUCCACCUUACAUCGAGACCCCGACACCUCCGUCACGGCCGUCGUUUCUGCGCUCGUUCUCGAGACACGAGUCGUCGUCACCAACGUUCUAUAGUCGGCCACAAUCUUUUAGCGACAAAGAAUCAGACAUUUUCAGCGAAGGGCCACCAUUACGGCCACCGUAUCGCGAGGGUCGCAUCUUCCUCGCUGACUCGCCCUUUUCCUCCUCAUAUUUUCUAUCGAGCAGGCCAGAGUCGUUCCACUGGGAAGGGCCGACUGACUUCCGAGAGGGCCAGGUCAUUACGUACGAGUACAAAGGUCCCCCACCACCGCUUCCAACUAAAGAUUCGCGGAAGCAAGCGAAACAACCCAGUGGCGAUCCUAAUAGCGAUCAUCGAGCAACAAAGCCCAAAGAGGAUCAAAAUAACCAGCAGCAAGAACAUAGGACAAUGACGGAAACGAGACAGCCGCUCUCUUUUGGUGGACAUUCUAGCCAUCUCAGUUUUGGGAACCACGGGCUGGGCUUCGCCUCGGUAGCAGGCGUCACGUCCGCGGAUAUUAAUCCGCUGGCCGUCGCGCAGCUUACGGCCGCGACAAAAGCAGCAGCGGCAACGGCGCUGAGAACUUCGGCGUCGACGGUAUCGAUGCAGUCCUCUUCGACAUCGGGAAUAGAGGUCUCGCGGCAGCAUCCCUCCACCAAUCCCACGAGCUCCGAACCGCCUACGUCAGCAGCUGCGACGUCGCCCUCACUGAAAAUUGCCGGCGCUGCGUCGAGCCAAGCAGCGCAGAGCACGUUCAACGAAGUGGCCUCGACGACUCCAACGAUGACGACGUUCAAGAACCCAUCGGCUACGCCCAAUUUCAAUUUUGACUCGUCGCAGAUUACGGGGCAUCAGAUAAAUGGUGCCACGGUAAAAUAUUACGUGUCUCCGAAAACUGUAUACGAUCUUAGGGCGAUAGCGCAAGAAUUACCAGCACCGGCGCACGGCUUGUUACCGAUCGAAUCCGGAAAGCAGCAGCUGCAGCUGUCGGACAUCAAGCAGAAUCUGUUCUUCUACGAUACGAGAAACAGUCAGCCUUUGUCCAACGAACAGCUGCAGCAGAUCCAGCAACAGUUGAAUGGCCAGAACAGCAAUAGUAAUGUAUCCCCGGUUAGAUUCAGUAUCCCGACCUCGCUAAUUCCAACGAAUCCACCUGGAACCGGUCAAAUGAAACUCACGUACUCCCCUGUAGAUUUUGCGCGUUCGCCGUUGUCGCUUCCAGCAGUUCCCAAUGCUUAUACUUCUGGUCAAAAUCACAUAGAUAUGACGCAACUGAAAUUGAAUCCAGCCGGUACCAGUGGUCCUAGUAAUCCGUCGUAUUACUUUAUACAACCCCAAGAACAAGCCAAGCCUGCUGCACAAAUCGGCUCCGCCAUACCUUUAGGAUCGUUCUAUUUGUUACCAAAUAAUCUGCAGGCUAAACAACCGAUCCAGCAAGCUAUGCAAGUCAAUCCGGGCAUUUCUCCAGGAUUGCAGCUGCAAUUAAGUGGUUUUCGAGGAAUAGAAUACCUCAUGGCGCCGAGCAAUCCAGAGCAAAUGAGGCCUGCAGGCAUUGACGCUGGAAAAGGCAUAGCUCUGCAGGAACAGUAUCGACCAGCUGAGACUAUGUUAACGAAAAUCGGAUUUGGCCAGAAUAUCUGGUAACAAAACAACUGAUGCGGAGGAUGUGCUGCUAGCGAGUCGUUCGUCAUAAGUGAAGCACAAGAAUUAGACGAAAACGAGAAGCGAGGGCUGGAGUCAUCGACGUUUAUCGAUUAUAACGAAGCCAGUAUAGACGCGUUGAAGCGUUUUGAAGCUCAAGCUAAAGCUACCGUGUACUUGAUCGCGUGAGGAUCGUCGUACGAACUAUCGGCGUGACUUACUUUGUAUAACUUUGCAAGACUGUUGAAACCCAUUGUUACGCAUACAAUUUGUUUACAUCGUAUGUUGUUUGUUAAAUAUUUUUAUUAAAGAGGAUUAUUAACUGCU